UGAACCGGUGCUUAGACGCCGGUUGUUUACUCUCUACAUCCAUCCAGCACCAAAUACGAAGAAAUAAUCAUAAUAAGCAUAAUGACAGCCUGGACUUCACCGAUUGGUGUUCCAACGGCAGAGGAGAAAGAGACUGUGUCUACUUUGCUUGCUAUGAUUGGCGGAACCGAGGCCCAAACAGCUGAAGUGCUCGAAGUAUAUCGAAGGAAUGGGGGAAAUGCAGACAAGGCAGCUGAAGUCCUGCUCUCUGGUGGCCUAGGAGCUUCAUCCUCUGGCUGGGGAGAUGAUACCGGGAGUAGCUCGACGUCGAUGGCGCUGGUACCAAUAAUCAAAGCACCGAGAGCGCGACCGAAUACACCAGAAGACAUCCCAGAUCUUGUCGAUUUGACAAAAGACGAUAGAAUGGCUGUUGAUGAUGAGGACUUUGAGAUGAAACGGGCCAUAGAGAUGAGCAUGGAAAGCGCACGGGAAGAUCUGGGAGGAGAACUUGGAGGGGAUGUAGCGACGAAUGACCAGGAGGUGGUAAUGGAGAACGAUCAAGAGGAAGUUGAGGACCUGGAAGAGCUUAUUCGUAAGGAUGGAAGACCGAUAUCCCUACGUUCUCCUACACCAGAGACCAUUUAUGCAGCAUUACUCCUCCAAGCGCUAUUUCAUGUUCCACAGGUUCGCAACCGGCUUACGACCGUGUCUAUUCUCGAGGAAUCCUCAGUCUCAGAAGACAGCGACCCGGUAAUUCUUUCUCGCAUUAUCGAGCUUUUUGGCAAUCUCGAUCUAGCUAAUCUAGCUAGGCUCGAAUGCGAUGGUGUUUGUAAGGCCUUGGACGUCUUGCCGGUAACAGCUUCUACUGGGGUAACAGACUCGACAAAAAUUCUGUAUGAAAAGCUUACGGGUAUCUUUGAAGCUGCCGUAGCUUCUCAACCAGAUCCCGCCCCGCUACUCACCUUCACGUCGGCGCAAGUGGACAUUGAACCUGGACAACGCGAAGAGUUUAAGACGAGUCAAGUAUCGAAUCACACGUACGUAUCGUUAGAUCUUUCUGCCUCUAGCGGGGGUGCACUCGGGGAGCCCUUUGGAAAUGACCUUUUGACGCGUCUCGCUCGAGAUCUGUCUAAGCCUGUUCCGGAUAUACAAGGUGGACCAAGUGGGUCGACCAAUACUGUCAUUACCACUCCAUCUGAGGUAGUGGCGUUCGUCCUUACUUCAUCAAAUUCUUCGUUCUCAACCGCGGCGUCAUUCGCGGUACCUCUGUAUAACUCGUCUUCCUCGAUGCCUUCAUCGUCACGGUUUUCAUAUCCAUCUUCACUAUAUAUCGACCCUUUCUUAUCAUUGAACCUCCCACUUGUUCAUUCAAAACGCGUGGAGAGAGAGAGGCUAGCAAAAGAAGUGGGGGAGUAUGAGGAACUCAGAGGAAAGUUGAUUGGAAAGGAAUAUGUUUCCUCGUCGUCUACAUUUACAGCAGCACCUGCUCCCGCUGCAGAUUCCAGCGAUAACAACUCUAAAGACCAAGGCGUCCUUCCCUCCCUCCGUGCUGCAUUGUACUAUUACGAAAAUGUUGCAAAUCGUUCUGAGGGUGACGAUGGCACGGAAGUAGGAAAGGAAGAAAGGGCAAGGGUGGUUGAAGAAACGGAGCGGGGCCUGAGAGCAACGUUAGAGGGAAUUGAGAAUGCGCUGAAAGAUCUCGACACCAAGAUAAGUGGCGCGAAAACUCAAAUGAAGACUCUUUUUGAGGGGGAAGAGUUGAAGAAGUACCAGUACGACCUUCGUGCAGUCCUCAUGCAGCCUGCCCCAUCUCCGAAUUCAAUAACUCAACCCAAUACGUCCACUUCAAAUCAAACAAAAUCCAACUUUUUGAAAUCAGACAAAGGGCCAUUUGUAUACGUUCGGGAUAUUCGAGAUGAUUUGGUUAUAUCAAAGCCGGACGCAAAUGAGAAACCCCCUAAGACAAAAGCGCGGUGGUGGAAAUCACCUGCAUCUGCGGCUGUAGGAGGUUAUGUAGAAGAGGUAUCUGAAGAAAUCGUUCUCUCCAUGGCUGCGACGUCCGUGCCUGGGCCAGCCAUGUUCGCAGAAUUGGUCCCGUACAUGCUGAUAUACAGCAAGAGCAUCUCAUCGACAUUCACCACUUCCACUACCACCAAUUCCGCCCCGGCUACUUCGUCUCCGCAAUGGCCUCCAUCUAUCGUUUCCUCAGUAGAACUGAACAACAGUAAAUUCCUGGAGGUGGUAGAGGAGUGGCGGACGUCGAAUAUGCAGGGAGGGCAGGGCGAACAGGGAACACAACGUGGAAGGGAGACAGUAGGUAGAAGGAGUCCGGGGGAAAAAUUGGGAAGGGACGUUUCCAUGGUGGAUGCUACGCGUUCAGAAUUAGACAAAUAACGUACGUAGGUGGAUGUUCUGUUUACUACGUAGACAAAAAGUGAUAAUUUGAACAAUAAAAAUUGGGGUCAAAUUAUUCC
Messenger RNA from Lentinula edodes (shiitake mushroom), 2453 nucleotides. RefSeq lists its product as uncharacterized. The record is from RefSeq and is a predicted model, not a curated record. The transcript is spliced from 6 exons. NCBI's taxonomy places the organism in Eukaryota, Fungi, Basidiomycota, Agaricomycetes, Agaricales, Omphalotaceae. Bases 82 to 2373 code for a protein of 763 amino acids.